UGGGGAGUUUUUUAGGAGGUUGUCCGGGUGAGGAGUACGGGCAGAGAGGAAGAUGGGAAACUUGAUCGGUGUAUUUCAAUUCUAUCGACUCCAGGUUCCUCCACCGCGAUGCCCAAGACUCCGCCAAACGCGCACUGCGUCACCGGCUGCGAACCCCUGCAUCCCGCCCACGAACCUUAACCAUACAGCCCAGCUCUCGCAAGACACCGUCACUCUCACUCCUUAGGGAAAUAAUACCAUGUCACUCUCAGCACAAUGCCCCGCCUACGCCCCAUUCUUCGGCU
Molecule: messenger RNA, 284 nt
Organism: Saitoella complicata NRRL Y-17804
Lineage: Eukaryota; Fungi; Ascomycota; Saitoellomycetes; Saitoellales; Saitoellaceae
Exons: 1
Coding region: 53-226 (57 amino acids)
Source: RefSeq, a predicted model, not a curated record